GCCCCUGCUUGAGUAUUUCCGCGAAAAUACAAAACCAAACAGCUGAAAGAACAGGAAGCUUCAGAGCAAAUAGAAUACACUUGCUUUGAUACCGGAGCUCAGCAUAUUUUCUCUGGGGGCACGCAUUUAACAUUGCACUUAUAAAUAUUGAUACCCAGCGUAAGCUCUUACAUACUAAUACAAUAGUACUACUGAACACGUUUUAUUGUACAACACACUGUGAUAAGCAAAAAUCAUCCUUGUGCAUCAAGUCUCAGCUAGUUAGCUGAAGAUAAGCUGAUAGCCCCUCCCCACUUUCAAUUUGGUCGCGCCCACGGAGUAACAAUUUCCCUUUGUCGGGCAGUUCAGACGUUUCCUGUGUAGCUUCAUAGAACUACGAUGGCUGCCACUGAGAUAGUUCGCCAAAUGGGAGAGGGUUGCCGAACACUUCCUUUAGUUGGCCAUGUUGGUUUUGACAGUCUUCCUGACCAGCUGGUUAACAAGUCAGUUAGCCAUGGUUUUUGUUUCAACAUUCUCUGUGUGGGUGAAACUGGCCUUGGUAAAUCCACCUUAAUGGAUACCUUAUUCAACACCAAAUUUGAAGGUGAACCCUCCUCUCAUUCCCAGCCUGGAGUUCAGCUGAGGUCGAAUACCUAUGAGCUACAUGAGAGUAACGUUCGUCUAAAACUGACCAUUGUCAACACUGUAGGCUUUGGUGACCAGAUCAACAAAGAGGACAGUUACAAACAGAUUGUUGAGUUCAUUGAUGCACAAUUUGAGGCCUACCUGCAAGAGGAACUGAAGAUCAAACGUGUUCUGCACAACUAUCAUGACUCUCGAGUCCAUGCUUGUCUGUAUUUUAUUGCUCCUACAGGUCAUUCUUUGAAAUCUCUAGAUUUGGUAACCAUGAAGAAACUGGACAGCAAGGUUAAUAUAAUUCCCAUAAUUGCUAAAUCAGAUGCCAUCUCCAAGAGUGAGCUAACAAAAUUUAAGAUAAAAAUCACAAGUGAGCUUGUUAGUAAUGGAGUACAGAUCUAUCAGUUCCCUACAGAUGAUGAGACCGUGGCUGAGAUCAAUGGAACUAUGAAUGCUCAUUUGCCAUUUGCUGUAGUUGGCAGCACAGAUGAAUUAAAGAUUGGAAAUAAAAUAAUGAAAGUACGACAGUACCCAUGGGGAACAGUGCAAGUUGAGAAUGAAAACCACUGUGACUUUGUAAAGCUAAGAGAGAUGUUGAUUAGAGUAAAUAUGGAAGACCUACGAGAACAGACACACACCCGCCAUUAUGAGUUGUAUAGACGAUGCAAACUUGAAGAAAUGGGAUUUAAAGACACAGACCCUGACAGUAAACCAUUCAGCUUACAAGAGACCUAUGAGGCUAAGAGGAAUGAGUUCUUGGGUGAAUUACAGAAAAAGGAAGAAGAAAUGAGACAGAUGUUCGUCCAGAGAGUCAAAGAGAAGGAAGCUGAGCUCAAAGAGGCUGAAAAGGAGCUGCAUGAAAAGUUUGAUCGUUUGAAAAAGCUGCAUCAAGAAGAAAAGAAAAAGUUAGACGAGAAGAAGAAGGUCUUGGAAGAUGAAGUCAAUUCUUUCAAGCAGAGGAAAACUGCUGCAGAGUUGCUCCAGUCGCAGACAUUACAAGCAGGAGGAUCACAGACUUUAAAAAGAGAGAAGGAAAGGAAAAAUUAACACUGCCGUUGCUGUAUGGUGCAUGAAAACCAUUGCCCUGGUAAGCCUAAUCAA
Protopterus annectens (West African lungfish) is the source of this 1716-nucleotide messenger RNA. RefSeq names its product septin 6 (gene SEPTIN6). Lineage: Eukaryota; Metazoa; Chordata; Ceratodontiformes; Protopteridae. Bases 379 to 1662 code for a protein of 427 amino acids. Gene Ontology annotation, cellular component: cell division site; septin complex; septin ring. The transcript is spliced from 10 exons. Gene Ontology annotation, molecular function: GTPase activity; molecular adaptor activity; GTP binding. The record is from RefSeq and is a predicted model, not a curated record. Gene Ontology annotation, biological process: cilium assembly; cytoskeleton-dependent cytokinesis.